This is a messenger RNA of Colius striatus (speckled mousebird), 3507 nucleotides long. RefSeq names its product 1-phosphatidylinositol 4,5-bisphosphate phosphodiesterase gamma-1-like. The record is from RefSeq and is a predicted model, not a curated record. The transcript is spliced from 24 exons. Gene Ontology annotation, biological process: positive regulation of epithelial cell migration; lipid metabolic process; phosphatidylinositol-mediated signaling. NCBI's taxonomy places the organism in Eukaryota, Metazoa, Chordata, Aves, Coliiformes, Coliidae. The coding region runs from base 568 to 3507 and encodes 979 amino acids. Gene Ontology annotation, molecular function: protein binding; calcium ion binding; phosphatidylinositol-4,5-bisphosphate phospholipase C activity.
GUCCAUUUCACCAGCCCCAAAUUAAGGAGCGGAGGAGAGGGGUGGAGGGAGCCCCCCCACACCUCUUCCUCCUCCUCCUCUUCCUCUCCUUCUCCUCUCCCCACCCAACCCCACAGCCCUCAUCCCACCAGGACCCCUCCUCCUCCUCCCCGCACCCUCCUCCCGUUGCAGCCGAGGCCGGGGUGUGCUCCAUCACCCCCCCAGCGUCAGUUUUGGGGUGACUUUGCUCUUUUUUGGGGGUUGUUGUUUUUUUAACAGCUGUGUUUUUUCCCCCUCCCUCCCCCACGUCACCCACAAAGGGUGGCCGGAUGGUUUUUGUCCCCCCGGGGCUCUGAACCGCCGAGGCCCGGCGUGUCCCAGCCGCCGCUGGAUGCCCAGCCCGGGGCCGCAUCCAGCCUGUGUGCGCGGCCGUGGUGCGCUGCGGGGGAGCUGGGCCCCAGGCGAGAGCCCGCAGCCAGGACAAGAGGAGAACGGCCCCUGGGAGGCCCGGCUGCCUCGGUUGGAGCUCUCCCUGCAUGAGCCAGCGGCGGCCCCGCGGCUCCGGCGGGCGAUGGCCGCGCUCUGAAGAUGUCGGUGGCCAGGCUCAGCGGCGUCAAUGGCUUUGCGGAGGAGGGCGGCAUGGAGGCGGGCGACAUGGGCAGGAUCCUGCGCUGCCUGGAGAUGGGGACCGUCCUCACCUUGUUCUACCAGAAGAAGUCGCAGAGGCCGGAGCGAAGGACCUUCCAGGUGAAGCUGGAGACUCGGCAGGUCAUCUGGAGCCGGACGCCCGAGAAGGUGGAAGGGGACGUUGACAUCCGGGAGAUCAAGGAGAUACGGCUGGGGAAGAACUCGCGGGACUUCGAGCGCUACCCCGAGGACGCCCGUAAGCUCGACUGCACCAUGUGCUUCAUCAUCCUCUACGGGAUGGACUUCAGGCUGCGGACCCUCAGCGUGGCCGCUUUCUGUGAGGAGGACAUCAACCUGUGGAUAACGGGUCUCAACUGGCUGGUGGCAGACACCCAGAAAGCCCAGACCCCGCUGCAGAUCGAGAGGUGGCUGAGGAAGCAGUUUGAUGGGAUGGAUCGGUCACGGGAAGGCAGCAUCACGGUGAAGGAUCUGAAGGCCAUGCUGCCCCAGGUCAACUACCGCGUCCCCAACAUGAGGUUCCUGAGGGACAAACUCGUGGAGGUGGAAGCCAGGAAUGAAAUGACUUUCUCCCACUUCAUCCAGUUCUACAAAAACCUGAUGUUUGAUGCACAGAAGUCGGUCAUCGAGCAGCUGGAGCUCUCCUUCCCUCUGCGGAACGUGGACCGCCCCGAGCUGUGCCAAGUGUCCCUCUACGACUUCCAGAAGUUCCUGCUGCAUGACCAGAAGGAGCCCUGGGCCAGCGACGUGGGCAUGGUGCGGGACUACAUGUGCACCUACCUCAAGGAAGGCUCCAGCGAGGCAGCAGAUCCCUCCUUCCAGCUGGAUGAGUUCCUCACGUACCUCUUCUCCAAGGAGAACAUGGUGAUGGAUGCCAAGUACGAGCGCGUGGUGCCUGAGGAGAUGAACCACCCCCUGUCCCAGUACUGGAUCUCCUCCUCCCACAACACGUACCUGACAGGGGACCAGUUCUCCAGCGAGUCCUCCCUGGAGGCGUACGCCCGCUGCCUGCGCAUGGGCUGCCGCUGCAUCGAGCUGGACUGCUGGGAUGGCCCCGAUGAUCUUCCCAUCAUCUACCAUGGCCACACGCUCACCUCCAAGAUCAAGUUCCUGGAUGUGCUGCACACCAUCAAGGAGCAUGCAUUUGUCACCUCUGAGUUCCCCAUCAUCCUGUCCAUCGAGGACCACUGCAGCAUCGUCCAGCAGAGGAACAUGGCCUCCCACUUCAAGAAGGUCUUUGGGGAUAUGCUGCUCACCAAGCCAGUGGACAUCAAUGCUGAUGAGUUGCCUUCACCCACCCAGCUCAAGAAGAAGAUCCUAAUCAAGCACAAGAAGCUGGUCGAAGGGAACCUGUAUGAGGAGGUGUCCACUGCCAGUUACUCAGAAAAUGAUAUCAGCAACUCCAUCAAGAAUGGCAUCCUCUACCUUGAAGAUCCCAUUGACCACACCUGGAGCCCCCAUUACUUCGUCCUGACGAGCAACAAGAUCUACUACUCAGAGGAGACAUCCCGCUACCAGUUCAACGAGGACGAAGAGGAGGUGGAGCAGAAGGAGGAGUUCAACAACAACGAGCUGCACUUCACGGAGAAGUGGUUCCAUGGGAAGCUGGGGGGCGGGCGUGACGGGCGGCAGAUCGCCGAGAAGCUGCUGCACGAGUACUGCACGGAGACGGGCGGCAAGGACGGCACCUUCCUGGUGCGCGAGAGCGAGACCUUCGUGGGAGACUACACCCUCUCCUUCUGGAGGUCCAGCCGUGUGCAGCACUGCCGCAUCCACUCCCGGCAGGAGGCUGGAGCCACCAAGUUCUACCUGACAGACAACCUGGUGUUCGACAGCCUCUACAGCCUCAUCUGCCACUACCGCGAGGUGCCGCUGCGCUGCAACGAGUUCGAGAUGCGCCUCACCGACCCCGUCCCCCAGCCCAACGCCCACGAGAGCAAAGAGUGGUACCACGCCAGCCUGACGCGGCUGCAGGCUGAGCACAUGCUGAUGCGGGUGCCGCGGGACGGAGCCUUCCUGGUGCGCAAGCGCAGCGAGCCCAGCUCCUACGCCAUCUCCUUCCGGGCAGAGGGGAAGAUCAAGCACUGCCGGAUCCAGCAGGAGGGGCGGCUCUUCAUGCUGGGCAGCUCGGCCGAGUUCGAGAGCCUCGUGGACCUCAUCAGCUACUACGAGAAGCACCCGCUGUACCGCAAGAUGAAGCUGCGCUACCCCAUCAACGAGGAGACCCUGGAGAAGAUGGGCACCACUGAGCUGGACUAUGGAGCCCUGUAUGAGGUGCGGACCCCCCACUUCUACGUGGAGGCCAACAAGAUGCCAAUGGCCAGGUGCACGGUGAAGGCUCUGUAUGACUACAAAGCGCAGCGCGAGGACGAGCUGUCCUUCUGCAAGCAGGCCAUCAUCCACAACGUGGACAAGCAGGACGGCGGCUGGUGGCGAGGGGACUACGGGGGCAAGAAGCAGCUCUGGUUCCCGGCCAACUACGUGGAGGAGAUCGUCAGCACCCAAGCACAGGAGCAGGAUGAGGCCUCAUCAGAAAACAGCCCCCUGGGGAACUUCUUGAAGGGCUUCAUUGACGUGCCGUCCUGCCACGUCGGUGAGUGUCCCCACCACGUCCCCACCAUGGCUGCACCUCAGGCUGAAGCUCGGUGCCGUGGGCUGAGGCUCCCCAAAGCUCAUCACACACAAGCCGACGGUGCCUCCCGCACAGCCCUUGCCUCUCGGGUCACGGCCGUGCCGGUGCCGUGCGGAGCCGUGCCGGAGCGGGCCACGGUGGGAUUCACCGGCACAGCGCAGAGAGCUCUCACCGCGCUCUCCGGAUCCCUCCGGAGCCCGCACCAGCCCGGCGCCUUGUUCUGUUUGGCAGAGGCAGAGCGGCUGGGCUGA